AAUUGAGUUGGAGUGAUAUACUCCUCGCCAUUUUAUGUGUUCUGCUCUUCAUCUUCUUCUCCUGAAAUUCUCUCCAUUUUCUUUGAUAAAAAAAAAAUACAACAUGCAAACUCCUCUGACCAAAAAUGCAUCAAAGAUGCUAUGAUGAUGAAGGUUAACUUUAGGUCCUUCAAUCUUUGAAAGUGGUUGACAAAAAGAUGCAACCAAUUUGUUAAGGCAAAAGAGAGUAUAUGAAGCUGUGAAGUUGUGAAGUUGAAGGUUAACUUAACGUCCUUCAAUCUUCUUGAGGCAGAAGAUUAUGUUGUUGGUAUGGGUGGUGUUUUAUGUUACAGCAUUAGUCCAGAAAAGGCAAGGAUGGCUUGUGAAGAUGCAGAUUGGGACCAAGAGAUUACUCAACAUUGCAUCAAGUCAUUUUCAUGACCGAGGAGCCAAAUCUUUAGCCCAAGGAAGCUGUAGAAGAUGUGGAAGAUGAUGAAGCAGCACUUUGAGGAGAAAUGUUGGAGCUGUGGUGUUCAAGCUGCAAAAGUAGGAGCAAAUGAAGAACGGAGAGCUGCACAGCUCAAAAGCAGCAAAGUGCAGCAAGCUAAGCUGUAGAAUGUUGAUGAAAGGAAGCCGAAUGAACAGCAGAUGAAAUGCAAAUGCAUCUGAAAUGAAAGGCUACAUAGCUGCCAAAGGACGCAACAAUGUGACAGAAAUGGCUAUUACAUAUUUCAAAUUUCAAAUGUAUUUUAUUGUUGUUUUUUAAUGUAAAAUAGCUGUUUGAUUUAUGAAUUUUAAAUUGAGUUUGUAUUCUCUUAUAAAUAGGAGUAAAAGCA
Molecule: messenger RNA, 815 nt
Organism: Rubroshorea leprosula
Lineage: Eukaryota; Viridiplantae; Streptophyta; Magnoliopsida; Malvales; Dipterocarpaceae
Source: the annotation of a GenBank genome assembly